GCAGUUGAAAAUCCCGGAGAGCUGGUCCACGCUCGUCAUUUAGUUUGGUAGUAGUAGUUGGUUGAUCUCGUGGUCGAGUCUUUCUUAAGUGACAGCAGUUAACAUCAAAAUGGACGGUUUAGACGAAGGAUCGAUGGCCCCACAGACCUUCCUUUAUGGCUGUGUGCUGGAGGCUGGGAAAGAAGUAACUUUCAAUCCCACGGAUGAUGACUUUGAGCAUCAGCUUGAUCUCAGAAUGGCUUGUGUGGACACCACCACAAAAGAUGAACUUCACACGGUGGAGGUGGAAGGCCAAGACGUGGAAGGCGAGAAAGUCAAGGCAGUCCUCGUGUCACUCAAGCCCUCUACUCUGCCCAGUGUUUGUCUCGGUGGUUUCACAAUCACACCUCCAGCAGUUUUCCGUCUAAAGGCCGGUUCUGGUCCCAUCCACAUUAGUGGACAACAUCUCGUCAUGAUGGACGCUGAUCAGUCUUUUGAUGAAGAUGAUGAUGACGAUGAGGAAGAGGAGAUGGAAGAUGUGAAACCAUCCAAGAAAAGACCUGCGUCCUCCCCUGCACUCAAGUCUCAGGUUGGUUUUCAAAUCCUGUGUGUAACGGAUGAUGAAGAUGACGAAGAUGAGGAUUCUCCUGUUAAGACCAAGCCAGCAGCAUCUAAAAAAGCAGCUCCCGUCCAAAAUGGCAAAGGUUCAAAACCUGGCACGCCAGUUGCGAAGCAGGCAGGAAAAGGAAAGGACAGGAAGUCACCCAAAAGCCCACCAGUAAUCCUAACUCUUCCUGAGAUUAAAACCAAGAUAAUGGAGGCAGUGAAAAAGGGGGUAACAUUACCAAAAAUCCAGCCAAAGUUUGAGAACUUUGUGAAGCACGGUUAUAGAGUGUCGGAUGCAAAGGAUGUUGCUGAGCUGUGGCAGUGGAGACAGACCAUGAAGGAGGCAAAAUAACCGUCCCGCUAGCAUAAAUAUUUUUUAUUAUAUUUUAUGAUCUUUUGUAAUUACCACCUUGCAAACCUCAUAAAUCCAAACUCGGCUCCAUCGUCCAUCGCGGACUGUCAGUCCAAUUUCGCAGCUUCCUCAGAUUUUGAGUUCUGAAUAGGUAGCUGUGUCGAAUUUCUGAGACUAAACUGAUAAGUCCUCGCCUCAUUAAAAUUCGCAGAAAAUUUCAAACUUUGUAACUAACACUUUAUAAAGAGAAAAACAUUUGCAGCAACAAGGUUUAGGAACAAAAUAUUCAUUAAUUGACAAAGUCCAAUUAGCUUAGCAGAGAACCUGCUUUAAAUCUAGUCACAAGCCUGUCGGCCAAGGCUUACGUCCACACCAUGUUUAGUGUAUACUACAAUACACACAAUGGGGAAAAAUGCUGCAAGUUUAAGAAAGCUGUGAAUGUUUGUUCCAAGAUAUACCAACUACUUCUGCAUACGUGUUCAAGGUUAACCCUUCGCGUUGAGAUGUUGAAACUUUCCUAAUGAAGGGUUCCGUUGCAUGUAUUGUCCCAAGAAAUACUUGUUCAUGGUCAUUUUCGUUUCUUUUUCUUUUUUUAAUUCAAUCUAUCAUGAUGUUUAAAUACAAAUGUGGCUCUGCUAAAA
Messenger RNA from Cynoglossus semilaevis (tongue sole), 1578 nucleotides. It is a transcript of the gene npm1a, whose product is annotated as nucleophosmin 1a. Lineage: Eukaryota; Metazoa; Chordata; Actinopteri; Pleuronectiformes; Cynoglossidae. The transcript has 11 exons. The record is from RefSeq and is a predicted model, not a curated record. Gene Ontology annotation, biological process: ribosomal large subunit biogenesis; ribosomal small subunit export from nucleus; chromatin remodeling. Gene Ontology annotation, cellular component: nucleoplasm; ribonucleoprotein complex; nucleolus. Bases 110 to 937 code for a protein of 275 amino acids. Gene Ontology annotation, molecular function: chromatin binding; RNA binding; histone binding.